Messenger RNA from Stegodyphus dumicola, 1360 nucleotides. RefSeq names its product splicing factor YJU2. Gene Ontology annotation, cellular component: U2-type catalytic step 1 spliceosome. Gene Ontology annotation, biological process: mRNA splicing, via spliceosome. The record is from RefSeq and is a predicted model, not a curated record. NCBI's taxonomy places the organism in Eukaryota, Metazoa, Arthropoda, Arachnida, Araneae, Eresidae.
UAACGCAUUUUUGUCAACAAAACAUUGUUGUAAUUUAGACGUGAUUUGUUCUUUGCUAAUUUUUGUUUUAUAAUUUUAAAGGGAAAUAGGUAGUAACCAGUUAUCGUUUUCCAGAAGAGUUAAAAUACUGAAGGUGCUGCAUAAACACGCACGCACAUAGCAACUCAGAAUUCAUAUUUAAGUAGUUUGUAGCUCAAACAUGUCGGAAAGAAAAGUUUUGAAUAAAUACUACCCUCCAGAUUUCGAUCCAUCGAAAAUACCUCGUCUUCGCCUUCCUCGCGAUCGACAAUAUACAGUCAGGUUGAUGGCUCCAUGCAACAUGAGGUGUAAAACAUGUGGCGAAUAUAUUUAUAAAGGGAAAAAAUUCAAUGCCCGUAAAGAAACAGUACAAAAUGAGGAAUAUCUAGGAAUAAAAAUAUUCCGAUUCUACAUCAAAUGUCCAAGAUGCCUUGCUGAAAUAACAUUUAAGACAGAUCCUGAAAAUGCUGAUUAUAUUGUAGAACAUGGUGCUUCUAGAAACUUCCAAGCCCUUAAACUUGCUGAAGAAGCUGCUGCUAAAGAAGCUAAAGAAUUGGAAGAAGAAGAAAAAAAUAAUCCCAUGAAGCUUUUAGAGAACAGGACCAAGGCAUCAAAACAGGAAAUGGAAUUGAUGGAAACACUUGAAGAAUUGAAGGAUCUUAAUCAAAGACAUGCCAAAGUAGAUUUGGAGCGAUUGUUAGAAGAAAAACAGCAGAUGUUGGUAAAUGAAAUAAAACGACAAGAAGAAGAAGAUGAAGCCCUCAUUAGAUCCUGUUUUGGAAAAUCUGGAGGGCAAACCAUAAAAAGGAUAGUUGAAGAAAAUGAAACUGCUUCAUGUAUGCUCAAAGGAGAACAAGAACCUCCCAAGAAGAAACAAAAAUUAAAUGCAAGCAUUGGAAUAUUGCUUAAAAAAUCAAAUACAGCCCUUGUCAAAGUUAAAGACAAAUCUGCCUUAUCAAGUACUGUAAACUGUGGGACUUCUGAAAAGGUUUCUUUUAGUAAUACGUCAUCUACUGAACCUAAACAAAAUGCUUUAAGCUUAUUGGGUUCGUACUCUGGUAGUGACAGUGAUUAAAUGUACCAGUGAUAUCUGGUAGUGAUAGUGAUUAAAUCUUUCAAUGGAAAUACAAAAUGGAAUUUGUGGAUAAAUUAUACAUGUUAUCAAGAAAGUGAGAAAUUUGGCAUUGUAUACAAUAUGUAAGUUUUAAUAUAAUGCUGAUAACACAUGCAUAAACUUUCCAGUAUCACCAGAAGAUUAUUGUGAAGUAUGUAUGUAAAAUAUUAGUUUUGUACAUAAAUACUUAUAUAAGAAUAUAUAAAGUUUUAUCUUUUUCAAUACUCA